This is a messenger RNA of Rhizophagus irregularis DAOM 181602=DAOM 197198, 522 nucleotides long. RefSeq lists its product as uncharacterized. NCBI's taxonomy places the organism in Eukaryota, Fungi, Glomeromycota, Glomeromycetes, Glomerales, Glomeraceae. The record is from RefSeq and is a predicted model, not a curated record.
AUGAUUUCGUCCGUAUCAGAACCUCCAUACAAGUUAAGAGCAAACUUGACACCAUAUCAAAGAAUUACAACCACAUGCUUGUUAGGAGGAAUAUGGGGUUUUAUAUUGGGUAGUCGAGAAGGAGCAAAACGGUCCUCCUUGCAGUAUUUAGCAGAACGUGCACAUAUAUUACCAAAAACCAAAGAACAGUGGUACUUAUAUCAUAGAAAUAAAAAUUAUAAGGUUAUAUUAGGAGCGGUAAAAGUUGGCUUACCUUAUGCUGCAAAAAUGAGCUCAUUGUGUUUUCUGUAUAGUGGUUUAGAAACUACGUUGGAUUUUAUUAGAAAAGAGAAUGAUAUAAUUAACAGUUUAAUAGCCGGUAUUAUAAGUGGUACGAUUGUUUCCGGAAUAUAUCAAUUACCGAAGCAAAGUACAAAAUAUGCACUUAUGGUUGGAGCGGGUAUUGGUUUAAUAACUGGAGGAUUACAAGAUGUCAUAAGAUACAAACAAGGCCAAAAAAUUUGGUAUUUAGAAAGGAAAUAG